AUGGCUGUCCUGACUAUGGUAAUGAGUGCCGUCUUGUCCACAUUCGGAUACGUUGCGUGUAGAAGUUUGAUUACGGAAUAUAUUCCGAUAUUUAUUCAACGAAGAAUGUACGGGAACGACCAGUGUAAGGUAAAUAGCGACGAUCCUGUACCAGAGCCAAUGGGUGUGAUCUGUGCGGCUGUUUAUCUAAUAGUUAUGUUUCUGUUCAUACCUUUUCCCUUUGUAGAAUGGAUAGGCUCUGAGGUUACAUUUCCAUAUUCAAAAUUCCUCGCCUUCUUGUCUGGUCUGAUUUCCAUUUGUAUGGCGAUUUUGUUGGGAUUUGCUGAUGAUGUCUUGGAUUUGAGAUGGCGGCAUAAACUGAUAUUCCCAACUCUCUCGUCAUUGCCCAUUCUUAUGGUUUACUAUGUCUCAGGUAGUUCAACGACAAUCGUCAUCCCAUCUGUAGUGCGAACGUUGUUGUCAUCAGUUGUACCUUCAUUUGUUGUUUCAACUAUACCUGCUUCGGUUGAUAUCCACAUACUCUAUUAUGUAUUCAUGUGCUUGGUUGUUGUUUUUUGCACGAACGCCAUUAAUAUUUUAGCUGGUGUAAAUGGACUUGAAAGUGGACAAGCUCUCGUUGUGGCUUUUAGUGUGGUAGUUUUCAACAUUGUUCAGGUCGGUCGUGUAGAGGAAUGUUGGGAUCAUCAGUUGUCACUCUUCUUUCUUAUUCCUUUUCUUGCCUGUACAUUUGCGCUUUAUCAAUUUAACAAGUAUCCUGCUCGUGUGUUCGUCGGUGAUACAUUCUGUUAUUGGGCAGGAAUGACUCUUGCAGUCGUAUCAAUACUAGGACAUUUCAGCAAAACAAUGAUCCUUUUCCUCAUUCCACAGGUGCUUAAUUUUCUCUACUCUAUUCCUCAACUGUUCAAACUAGUGCCAUGUCCAAGACACCGCCUUCCUUGCUUUGACGAGAAAACAGAUACGGUUUCUAUGAGCAAGGUAAAAUUCAAGAACUCCGAUCUGAAACCAUUGGGAGGGCUAAUUCUUAGGCUGCUUUCCGCUUGUGGUUUACUGCAUUGCAAAAAAUUCGUAUUUUCCUUCAAUUGUUACCUUAUUCUUAUAUGGCAAGAAAUCAAUAACUUAACUGUUAUAAACCUAGUGCUGAAGUUCACUGAACCACUACAUGAGAAAACCCUUACCAAUAUCCUUCUGUCUAUUCAAAUCGUUUGUUCUGUGUUCGCAUUCUUCAUUAGGUUCUAUUUGGCCUCAUGUCUAUAUGAUGUUGUAAAUUAA
Angiostrongylus costaricensis is the source of this 1269-nucleotide messenger RNA. The record is from the annotation of a GenBank genome assembly. NCBI's taxonomy places the organism in Eukaryota, Metazoa, Nematoda, Chromadorea, Rhabditida, Metastrongylidae.